Messenger RNA from Drosophila suzukii, 1090 nucleotides. It is a transcript of the gene His2Av, whose product is annotated as Histone H2A variant. The record is from RefSeq and is a predicted model, not a curated record. Gene Ontology annotation, cellular component: nucleosome; chromatin. Gene Ontology annotation, molecular function: protein heterodimerization activity; structural constituent of chromatin; DNA binding. Gene Ontology annotation, biological process: heterochromatin formation. NCBI's taxonomy places the organism in Eukaryota, Metazoa, Arthropoda, Insecta, Diptera, Drosophilidae.
CCAGUGCGCGGUCACACUACGCUGACGGCGUCUUUUUUCACGAAAAAAUUUCAAGUGUCGAAGAACAAUUCCGCAGAAACAUCCGCACGCUCCGGUUCCGUGUUGCAAUCAAACAAUCAUUCCCAUCGCGGCAGAAGCAAUCGCAGUGCCCAGAGCAUUUCGCAAGCGCAGUUAGCACAGGCAGCAGCAAAAAAUCGAUUAAACUGAAAUGGCUGGCGGCAAAGCAGGCAAGGAUUCAGGAAAGGCCAAGGCGAAGGCGGUAUCGCGAUCAGCGCGCGCGGGUCUCCAGUUCCCCGUGGGCCGCAUCCAUCGUCAUCUCAAGAGCCGCACCACAUCCCACGGACGCGUCGGAGCAACCGCAGCCGUCUACUCCGCUGCCAUAUUGGAAUACCUGACCGCCGAGGUUCUUGAGUUGGCAGGCAAUGCCUCGAAGGAUCUGAAAGUGAAACGUAUCACGCCGCGCCACUUACAGCUCGCCAUUCGAGGAGACGAGGAGCUGGACAGCCUGAUCAAGGCAACCAUUGCCGGCGGCGGUGUCAUUCCGCACAUACACAAGUCGCUGAUCGGAAAGAAGGAGGACACGGUGCAGGAUCCGCAGCGGAAGGGCAACGUCAUCCUGUCGCAGGCCUACUAGGCCAGCCAGCAUUUGCACGCCUUCGGAACAUGCGACACCAAUGUUUAAUUCAGAUUUCAGCAGAGACAAGCUAACAAUCCGACGAGUUGUAAUCAUUUCUGUGCGCCAGCACAUACUUCUUAUAUACAACGUAAUACAUAAUAUGUAAUUCUAGCAUCUCCCAACACUCACAAGCAUACAACAUACAAAAAACACACACAAAACGUAUUUACCCGCACGCAUUGUUGGCGAGGUUGAGUAUGAAACAAAAACAAAACUUAAUUUAGAGCAAAGUAAUUACACGAAUAAAUUUAAUAAAAAUUAUAAUAAAAACGCCAAUCCUGUUAUUUCCAAACUGACGAGAUGUUUACGAUUGUGGCAAUGAAUGUAAAGUAUUUAAACUAGAUGGUAAUUUAUUCCAGUUGUAAAAACACGAUUUUUAAUGUGAAUAGUACAGUCUAAUUCCAGAAUCGCGAA